AUGAGGAUCAAUGUGGUUCUGGCGUGGGCACUAGCUGCCAUUGGUGCGGCGCCCGCCAUGGCAAAAGGCGUGUUCAAGCUAGAUUUCGAGGUACACAACGGUAACUCCAGAGACGACUUUGGGCCCGGCAGAAAACCCACCUUUGUCAAGCGAGAUGGCUCCUCCGAGAUGGAGCUUCACAACGAGCGGUCUUUUUAUAGAGCUGACAUCAAAAUCGGCUCUCUGGGCGACAAGGUUGGUGUGUUGGUUGACACGGGCUCCUCCGACCUCUGGGUGAUGCCUCCAGACGUUGUGUGUGGUGUGACGCCAACAGGCUACAGUAAGCGUGGGUAUGAGCUUUCUGGCGUCGAGAAGCGUGGAAUUCCCGACGAUGACGACGUGAGUCUCACCAAGAGAAAGAACAUUGCCGAUCUCAGUGCGUUGGAAGACGCCAUCAAGGCCCAUGAUGACGUUGAGGAUGUGCACAACAAGGAAUUGGAGGCUGUUGAGCCCUCAAAGGUUACUGACUCUCCCACAGCUUCAGUCCACAACAAAGAUUGUAAUGGUCUCUUCUGCUUCUCGACAAUUUGGCUCACAGGCACUGCUGUGCCUUCCGGCGGGAGCGGUGGAGGAGGCGGCAGACCCUCAGGUCCUGACGCUUCGCGUACAACAAACACUUGCACUGAUUAUGGUUCUUACGAGACGGGCAACUCUAACUCGUGGUCCAAAAACGAUUCUGCACCGGCUUUUUACAUCCAGUACGCUGAUGGCACGUCUGCCACUGGAGUUUGGGGCCAGGAUACCAUUACGUUUGGCGACACCAAUGUCACCGACUUGAGUUUUGCAGUGGUGAACCACUCGGACUCGGCUUUUGGUGUGUUGGGUAUUGGUCUUCCAGGCUUAGAGUCCACUUACUCGUCUGCUUACGAAAACACUCCGUACAUGUAUGAGAACUUGCCCAUCAGGUUGCUUAGGCAGGGCAUAAUCAACAAAAACGCCUACUCGCUCUAUUUGAAUUCUGCACAAGCAAGCACUGGCUCUCUUUUGUUUGGCGCUGUUGACAAGGCCAAGUACCUGGGACAGCUUCAGACGGUGCCAAUCGUCAACAUUAAUAAGGGCGUCUACAAAAACCCCAUUCGUUUGGAUAUCACCAUGAGCGGCCUUUCGUUCGAGAGCUCGGGUCAGAACGAAUCCAUCUCGUCCACUAGCUACCCAGCGUUGUUGGACUCUGGUACGACGCUUACAUACUUUCCAAAGAGUCUUCUUGAGAGAGUUGCCUCGUUAUUGUCUGCGUCUUACGAGUCGUCUUUUGGCAUGUAUCGCUUGAGCUGCAACUUCAACACCGACAAUGCUUACAUUGUGUUCAACUUCAGCGGCGUCCGCAUCAGGGUGCCUCUCUCUGAGUUGAUCGUCACUUCUCGAAGCUACUGUUUCUUAGGUAUCAUGCCGCAGGCGUCCAACAACAGAGGUACUUCCUACGCUGUGUUGGGUGGUAACUUCCUUCGGAGUGCAUACGUUGUGUAUGACUUGGACGACUAUACUAUCAGUUUGGCGCAAGCCAAUCACUCGAACGAGGAGGACAUCGAGAUCAUCCAAAACCUGAUCCCCGAUGCGGUUAGUGCACUGGGCGCCAGUGCCACUCCGUCGUUUGGCGGCUCUUCCGAACCAGAGUCAGACUCCUCGGUGACUGCUGUAAGCACUUCGAACGUGAAAAACUCGAGCGCUUCAACAUCGCGCGCGUCGUGGCUCAUGAUGGUGUUGGUGAGUGUGCUUGGACUUUUUAGUGUGCUUUAG
Messenger RNA from Candidozyma auris, 1773 nucleotides. It is a transcript of the gene SAP9, whose product is annotated as aspartyl protease. The transcript has a single exon. The coding region runs from base 1 to 1773 and encodes 590 amino acids. Gene Ontology annotation, molecular function: aspartic-type endopeptidase activity. NCBI's taxonomy places the organism in Eukaryota, Fungi, Ascomycota, Pichiomycetes, Serinales, Metschnikowiaceae. The record is from RefSeq and is a predicted model, not a curated record. Gene Ontology annotation, biological process: proteolysis.